GUCAGCGGGCUAUCUAAAUUUUGAUGUCUGGUUGGUCAGGUGGGUAUGGAUUUCGUCUUAGCAGGUAGUCAGGUUAUUAUAUUUCGACUGCGAAGGUGGUUUUUUCAUAAGCUAGAAAGUGUGGCUGGCUACUUCAGUACUUGUUGAGAUGAUCUUUAAAGUCGCUUGAUCAGGGGAUAUUAUAUCUAGUUUUACAGAAAUAAACUUAUCGCCAUGUUCGGAGCAAAUAAGCCUACAUUUGGCGCAACUUCUAACUCUGCGUUUGGUCAAAAUACCACAUUGUUUGGAGCUACAUCCAGUCCGCAGACACAAGCCAGUACAAACUUGUUUGGUCAACAAUCAGGUGGUCUGACUGGAACAAACACACUAUUCUCUGGAAACCAAAUGAACACACUUUCUUGGGGAUCUGCAAAUGUAGGCUUAAAUGGCACGUCAUUUGCCUUUAAUCCUCCAGUCACUACUGAAAUAUUACAACGUAGUGGCCAGCCAUCACAAGUGAAUGCUAAGCAUAUGUGCAUCACCGCCAUGAAAGAGUAUCAGGACAAAAGUUUGGAGGAACUUCGUUUAGAAGACUAUGCUUUAAACCGUCGUGGUCCAUCAGCGUCAUCGAGUAGCACUUCAAUCUUUGCUACAUCAUCCACUGCAAAACCAUUUCAAUUUGGAUCAUCUCAAAUUGGUGGAACAACAUCUAUUUUCGGUCAGGCUAGUAAACCUGCAAACACUUUAUUCGGUGCAUCGACUAGUGGUGCGAGUAGCAGUAAUACACUACUUUUUGGGAAUAACACAACCACUCAGUCUGCUUUUGGACAAUCUUCUCAAGGAAGCCUUUUGGGUUUAAAACCUCAAUUUGGUACUACAACGACAGGAAGUAUAUUCGGUUCAACUCCAACAUCACAGUCAACCGGUUUUGCAUUUGGUCAGACAAAUCAAACUAGCUCUGUUUUCGGUACAAAGCCGCUGUUUGGUGCUAGUUCGACUACUGGCACUGGUACUUCUCUCUUUGGGACUGCUCAAACCACACCACAACUUGGAAAUACUGGUUUUACGUUUGGACAACCUCAGCAGCAGACUACUGGUUUAGGAGGUUCUACCAGUUUCUUCGGUCAAUCAAGUCAAGCGUCAACAGCUGCCAAACCUACUCUUUUCGGAACUCAACCAACAACUGGUACAGGUCCUAUGUUUGGAUCAACGUCUACUGGAAUUUUCGGUGGAUCUAAGCCUGCUGGAACUACACCAGUGUUUGGCUCUUCCACUUCUGGACUGACAGGAUUGCAAGGAACCCAGCAGCAAACGGGGUUUUCAUUUGGCUCUCCAUUAGGCACAGCAGGAGGGUUGAAACCUGCAGGGACAACUGGAUUAUUCGGCACAAAUACGGCUACCACCACAUCAUCUUCCUUGAAACCUGGUGGCUUGUUUGGAUCUACACCAACUGGUUUUACUUUUGGAAGUGGCUUAAAUAAUCCCGCUCAACCGACCGCAUUUGGUGGCCUUGCAACAACUUCUGCGUCUGGAACUCUCUUCGGUCAACCGGCUGCCAAUUCGUUAACAGCUAAAAAACCUUUUGGCUUUGGAACACCCCUUACAACUACUGCUAGUGGAGUUGGAUCAUUUGGAUUUGGUCAACCUAAUACUGGAACAAGUCUGUUCGGCACACCAGGUGGUUCUACAGGUUUUAGUCUGGGAUCCGGAACUGGUGCUACUUCAGGAUCAUUGUUUGGUCAGACCAGUUUAGGGUUUGGUCUUGGUCAAAAGCCUCUUCAGACUGGUCCUGCAGGUAGUACGUUUGGGAGUGGUUUCGGUUUUGGAACGAGCACAGCGCCAAAUACUGGAGGCUUUGGAGGUGGUCUUUUUGGUAGUGCUGGUGCUAACCAAGGCUUAGGAUCCACUGCAAUCAACCCCAUCGGUUCAUCAUCAACUGGAUUCGGUACUGUUAAUCCAGCAGGUUCUGGUCUCAGUCUUGGCUCAAGUGAUCAAGUUGCUCAGGCGAUACGAGCCCAACAACAAGUUUUAGAAGUAGUUCGUAGUAUGCCUUAUGGUCAAUCGUCAUUGUUUCGUUACUUAAACCUACCAACAAAUCCUACUUCCAAUGCUGUUUCAAAAUCUCAAAUUUCCGAAAAUAUGUUAGCUAGUACCUCGAAUGCUAGUAAUAUUAUACUACCUGCCAAAUCUGUUGCCACUAUAUUCGCUGAACGUCAUCGAGCAGCCAAUUUACUAAUUGGCUCCAGUCCGAUCAAUUCCGGCCUUAGUGGUAAUCGUGGUUCAAGCUUUCGUCGUCCUGUGAAUUCAAACACUCAUCGUCUUCUCCAUGUGGCGAAUCGUAAUAAGUUGUUUUCAGGUUUUUAUGAAGAAGAUGCGUUAACGUCAACUGCAAAUCGAAAUUCACCCUUACCAUCGAAUCUUCGACGUACUGCUUCAAUGGGAACAACUGGUGUUUUAAAUUCUGUUUUAAGCCCUGUAAAUACUACUAACAAUAAUACAGGUCAUUUCUUUGUUCGAAGAGAAGAAUGGCGACAUUUACAUCUACCUGAAAAUGUAAGAAAUUCUAUACUGGAACGAUCGAAUGCUAUAACUAAUGAAUUCAAUCAAUUGGCUGAAACAACUCUUGAUGCAACGUAUUCAGAUAUUCCAGGAAAGGCCAGUAAACAACAGAAUAAACUUAUUGAUUCAACUUCGGGUGGUGAUAUACCAUUGAGAGAAGUGAAUGGAUUGAAUUCACCAUCAUUACACCAUUAUGCGGCUAAUAAUAACGUUGAUAAAAAAAAUACAAUAACUUCAAUAGCAAAUGAAUCACCUAGGGUUUCAACUGCUCGACAAAAUAGAAUUGAUGCAAUUCGUGUACGUGAUGUUUUACAAGGGAGUAUGGAUGAACAUAAUUCAGAUUCUCUAUUAGCAAGUCCCUCCAAUAUAACUUAUGGUGAUAUUUCAGUACUCAAGUCACCUAAUUCAGAACAACAGAAUGAUACAUCCGACUUGGAUCAUAUUAAUACUUCAAAAAUGAAUGUUACAUCUUCACAUCCUUCUGGUGUUAUUUUAACUAAACCUGGUUAUUAUACUUUACCAACUUUAGAUGAAUUAACUGAGAUGAUUCAAGAUGAGAAAUGUAUAGUUGAAGAUUUUGUUAUUGGUCGUCGUCUGUACGGACACAUCUUAUUCCCUGGUUUUACUGAUGUAUAUGGACUGAAUUUGGAUAGUAUUGUGCAUAUACGCCGGCGCGAAGUUGUUGUCUAUCCAGAUGAUGAAAAAAAGCCUCCUGUAGGCACAGGUUUAAAUAAACGAGCUGAAAUUUGUUUAGAGUCUAUCUGGCCUACAGAUAAGUCGACAAGAGAACCAAUUAAAUCUGCUGAACGAUUGGCUGUAAUGCGUUUUGAAGAACGUUUAGAAAGAGCUACUCGAAGAAUGGAUGCCAGGUUUAUUGAAUAUCGUCCAGAAUCUGGUUCUUGGGUUUUUGAGGUGAAACAUUUUUCCAAAUAUCGUUUGGAUGAUUCAGAUGAAGGUGAAGAUGAUGAUUGUGAAAUGAUUGUUGAAUCAAAUUCACUAGAGAAGUCACAGAAGAUUUCAACUAUUUCUACUGUUGUAAAGACUAAAUGUUUAUCGGAUAGUGAUCAUUCAGUAAAUGAUGAUGAAGAACUUUACAUCAAUUCGAAUAAAAAGGGGGAAUAUGCGCCGUUCAGUAUGGAUCAACAAAUGAAUCAGGCAUACCAACUGAAGCCGUAUAUGCGUAUGAAGAUCAUGGACCAAUUCGAUGGAAAAUUUGAUUCCUGCUUUACACAAAGUAUUUUCCGUAAUUUACCUUCAUAUCAAAACUAUGAUGCUAAUCCAAUAAAUGAAGAAGGUAUAUCUGAUUAUCGAAAUGACUUACCGGAGAGUCAUCAGUUAUCAAUCAUAGAAAUGAAAAGCCAGUUACAUCUAUCCGAUGAUAUGGAAAUAAUAAUGAAUUUUUAUCCUUAUGAAAUGAUUCAAAAAUUAUGUCAUAAUAUGUUAUCAUUGAAAACUGUCGAUAGACAUGAUAAUCCGAAUUUAUUAAAUCAUCCCUCACAUUGGAUUGUGGAUUCUGGUCUUUGGCAUGGUCAUGGUAUACGACCAUCAUUUGGUUGUUCACGAUUUCCAGAACUUCAUUCUUUGGUAUUAGUUUGUCCAUUACCAAUGGAACAUAAUAAUGAAAAGGAUGUUGAAGAAUUAUCGACCACUAAUUUAAUUACUUUGUAUACAUUAACUUCACCCGUUGAAAUGUUUGAUGAGGAUAUGCUAAAUUCAGCAUUGACUACAUCUAUACGAAUUGUACAAACUAGUAAAUUAUCAUUAGAACCACCACGUGAUUAUUGUCCUUUAUGGCGUCCAGUUAUUGGUUUAUCACCUUUAGAAUCAUAUACACGUGUAUUAAACUGUGAUCCAUUGACAAAUCUUACUAUGAAUUUUCAUGAAUCUGUUGAAAAUGAUGAAGUGUCUAGUGUUCGAUUAAAUGGUUUUAAACGAAUUUUUAGUCUUUGUCAAGCUUUAUGGGGUCGUCAUCCACAAGAGACUGUAGCUGAAGCAAUGGCUGAAACUGAAAGUACAUCAGAUAAAAUAUUCACUUCUAAACUGAUCAAUUCAGAUUUCCCUAUAUUAUCUGAACAUGAUCAACAUUGGAAUGAUGAAUGUAUUAGUAAUGAAGUUUAUCGUAAUUAUAAUCUUGUAAAUUAUCCUUUGAAUACUUAUCGAGAAUUGUCUGGUAUGCGUUCUUUAGCCAGAAAACAAGCUAUCUCUGAGUGGAUAAGAACUCAAUCGUUACCAUGGUUAAAGUCUAAAUUGGAGCACUUAGGUUUAACAGAUGCAGCGGGUUUAAAUGAAACUGUAAGCGAUGCCUUGGAGCCUUUUUCAUUGUAUUGUAAACUGAAUUCAUCGGUUAGUGAUAGUGAUAUCUUAGCUCAAGGAAUAUUCGCUUGUUUGGUAUCUGGAGAAUCUGGUGCUGCAUGUCGUUUGGCUAUUGUAUCGAACAUGCCAGCUUUAGCAUCGCUUUUAGCUCAGUCAACUGCUGGUGAUCCAGUUUUUCGACGUGGCUUACAACAACAAUUGAGUAAAUGGCAUGAGAUGAAGUUUGAUCAGCAUAUUCCCAUUGAUAUGCUUCGAGUGUAUUAUUUAUUAGCUGGGAUUAUAGAGUUCCCACAUCCUACAGAGACAUCAAGCAUUUCUGUGCUAACUGGACUUGACUGGAUUCAAGCAUUUGGUGUGCACAUAUGGUAUAUGUGUGAUUACAGAGCGAAUCUAGGUGAGAUUUUAUUGGCUUACAGUGAUACCUGGCAUUCUGAUCAAGUGCCUAAUUCAAAACAUGGAGUUCCACGACCAAGUCCACCAACAAUCGACAAACUUCUCGAUUCUAAACGUCCUGUUUCGCCAGUGAAAGAUUAUCCUAUCAAUGAAGAAACGAAAGGUCCGAAUGCUGAAAUCAAAUUUCGAGAAUGGCCUCGUGAUACAGCUUAUCACCUUCUGGAAUUGUGUCGCAAACAGUUUCAUUCUUUGCCAAGAACUUUAGAUCCCUGUUCCUUCAGUCGAAGUUCUUCGUCAACUUGUGCAUUGGAUCGUAUGAAUCUUUUAGAUUGGGCAUUAUCUUGGCAUUUAUGGCGUUUUCUAGUUUCAUAUGGAUAUCAUCAUUUCUAUGAUAAUUUUCAUGAAGAUUUUUAUGAAUUAUCUACUCGUAUUUGUAAUGAAUUUGCUACACAACUGGAAACUGCAGGUUUAUGGGAAUGGUCAGUUUUUGUGCUGCUUCAUAUUGACGAUGAGAAAACUCGUGAAGCCGCUGUAAAAUCUCUUAUCGGUCGACAUGUAUCUUUAGUUCUACCGUCCAUCAUCAAUAAGAACUCUUCUGCUAAUGUUUUACCGGAUAUCGAUUUUAUGUCAAACGAAAUCAAUCUUUUGCCUGCACCAUCGUUGACUAAGGCUGAAUCGUUUUUAGUAAAUCGUCUGGGUGUUCCUAUCCGAUGGAUUCACGAAGCAAAAGCAAUACUAGCUCGACAUCGAUUAAAGGCUUAUGAGCAUGCAGCGGAUUUAAACACUAUGCUAGACCAUCAAUCUACACUGAUCACUGUAGAAGAUCGUAGCCGAUUUUGUCUAUUUGCAAUUCUUGAAGCAAGUCAUUGGUUUGCUGCUGGAUGUAUUCAAGCUGCUGAUGAAAUACUAUCUAAGUGUAUACUGCCACGAUUGAUUUUAAAUGCAAAUAUUUCACCAUAUUCAGCUUUUCAAUCAAAAUUUGAAUCAAUUUACUCUGCAUUGGGUCGUCGUAUAACUCAACUACUUGAACCAUACAAUUCUGUAGCAGGAAAUUGUUUACCCAAUGAUUUCCAUUCAGGUGUUGGUGUUUAUCGAUCUUUUGGAGAACUACUUUGUCUUGUGGAUGAACUCACAAAUUUCUGCAAAGUUACAUCAUUGGAUAGUGUAUAUAGUCCUGUUAGAAAGCGAAUAAGAGAAGAUGCAGAUUUAAAUCAGCAAGAUCAUCUGGCAUCAAUCUUAUCCAGAUUAAAGUCUAAAGUUGCGAGUGUCACAGAAGAGAUCAAUUUAAUGAAGACUGGCUCAUUCUUUGAAAAAGUUGUACGUACAGAAAUGGCUGCUGUUUGUAUACAUUUGACAUCAGCUUUUUUGGCGGCUAGCUGCUUAGAAGACACUGUAGAUGAGGAAAAUUCAUCGACAAACGAUGCAGUCAGUAAUCGGGAGCAAAACACACUAACCUAUUUGGAAAAUCAACUUACUUGUAUGACUAAGUUAGGCUUGCCUGCAGACUAUCGAUUGAAAGAACUUCGUGCAGUUGCAGAGAUUAAACUUUCCUUGGGUAUGGUGUAGUCAUCAUAGUGUUACUAACAACUCUUUUGUACCCUCUUCUAAACAAUACUUUCUUCAUCUCUGUACAUUCUUUUCACGAUUUUUUAUCUUGUGAAAUAAAAACAGUUUUAUAAUUUUGUUGAUUGUCAUUGAAAUGCAGUGUUCGGUAGUACUCAGUUAUGUGUUUAGUACACAGUACGGAUGAUCACUGUGAUCACAUUUACACAUGCACACAUGAAGACUUCUACAACGUUUUUUCAGUCUGAAGAUUCCUCUGAUUUCUUAUCAUCUUCCUUUGUUUGUAUAAGUUCGAGGAUAUGAUGUACAGGUCGUACGCAUCCAUCUUCACCAAUGGUUCCUGGUUGAAUGAACCCAGAUCUGAAGUGGAAUCAAAAUUUUCGAAGUUAAAUUAACUAUAUAUUUACAAAAAACUAACUUCUUUUCUACCCUUUAAGAUAUUUUAGAUGUUGCAUAACUUACCUUUCAAGUUUAUCAAUUUUUUGUACUAAAUCCAUAGCGAGAUAUUCUUUUUGUUCUUCAGACAUAUUCUCCAUUGGGUUUGGUUGUGAAAUUUCCCAUCGACCCGUUACAGGAUUCACAUCAUCUUUCAAGCUUUUAUACUCUUCUGUCUCUGAUUCACUAGAUGUAUCUGAAUAUUCAUCAUUUGAAUAAUUAGAAUCUUUAUUGUUUUUUGACGUUUUCCCAAGCAAUGCAUGACGUGCUAAGAAACCAGCGAAAUUUCCGAAACCAGUAUAUUUUACAGCUCGUCCAACUGUGCAUAAAGAGGAAUGGUGAAUUUGUGAAUAUAAUAUGUAACUAAAUAAAUAUAUUUGUAAAGUGUCGUUUACUACUUC
This is a messenger RNA of Heterobilharzia americana, 7643 nucleotides long. NCBI's taxonomy places the organism in Eukaryota, Metazoa, Platyhelminthes, Trematoda, Strigeidida, Schistosomatidae. The record is from the annotation of a GenBank genome assembly.